AUGGGCAGCACUCCCACCUCGUCGCUCUCGCUUUCGGCGUUGUUUGGCGUCGAAAAGCGCGUAGUACUCGUGACCGGCGGCGGCAGCGGCCUGGGUUCGUACGCGGCCGUGGCGCUGGCCCUGCACGGCGCACAAGUCUACAUCGUCGGCCGCCGCAAGGACAAGCUUGACGGCUUCCCCGCUGCUGCCACAGGCAAAGUCGUGGCGCUCCAAGGCGACGUCGCGUCAAAGGACGGCAUCAGUGCGAUCCGUGCGGCUUUCGAGAAGCACGAGGCCCAUCUCGACCUGCUCGUCAAUGCAGCGGGCAUCAUGAAGGCCAUGAAGGCUUCGUCAGUCGGCAAGAACGACGGGCUGGCGCAGGUGCAAGCGCUGUGGGACGAGCCCUGGGAUGUGUUCCAGGACACGCACAACGUCAACCUCACUGCCGUCUUUUACGUCGCCGUCGCCUUUGCCCCUCUGCUCGCUCGCGCCGCGCCGGCGAGCCACACGGAGCAAGGCCCGCAGAUUGUCAAUGUGACGAGCAUCGCCGCCUUCCACCUUGCGCGCCCGGCCAGCGUGCACUACCAGACGUCCAAGGACGCGGCCGAGAAGCUGACAAAGAUCCUCGCCGGCCGGCUCCAGCCUCUGGGCAUUCGCGUCAAUGCCAUCUCGCCAGGCAUCUACCCGUCGGAAAUGACGGAGACGGCGACGGCCGCCGACUUUGCCCGGCCCGACCACCCGCUGCGGGCGACGGUGGAGAGGAACCCGAUCAAGCGUAGCGGCACGCCAGAAGACUUUGCCGGCCUCAUUGUCUUUCUCGCCUCGCGCGCCGGCGCCUACUUUGAUGGCACCAGCCUCACCACCGACGGCGGCAGACUGCUCAACAUCUCGGCUGCGUGA
Molecule: messenger RNA, 879 nt
Organism: Acaromyces ingoldii
Lineage: Eukaryota; Fungi; Basidiomycota; Exobasidiomycetes; Exobasidiales; Cryptobasidiaceae
Product: NAD(P)-binding protein
Exons: 2
Coding region: 1-879 (292 amino acids)
Source: RefSeq, a predicted model, not a curated record